CCACGCCUCCCUCGCCUGCCCCCCCCGGUCCUCUCUCUCGUGCUCCAACCCCCUUCUCCAGCUUUUCCUCCUUGAGCUGAGUUAAUCAACGAAGAUGGUGUACUUCUUCAAAGCGCGUCCGGAGGCGGGCGAUUACACGAUAUACAUGGGUCUUGACAAGUUUGAGAACGAGGAAUUGAUUAAGUACGGCUUGCCGGAGGAUGUGUGGUUCCACGUGGACAAGCUCUCGUCCGCGCACGUGUAUCUUCGCCUGUGCAAGGGACAGACAAUCGAGGACAUAAGUCCGGAGGUACUGGAGGACUGUGCACAGCUUGUGAAGGCCAACUCGAUUCAAGGCAAUAAGAUCAACAACGUCGAUGUAGUGUACACGCCGUGGGCAAAUUUGAAGAAGACGGCAGCUAUGGACGUUGGUCAGGUGGGCUUUCACAGUCCCAAAGCCGUGAGGACCGUAAGGGUCGAGAAGAGGGUUAACGAGGUCGUGAACAGGUUGAAUAAGACGCGAGUGGAGCGAAAACCAGACCUUAAGGCGGAGAGGGAGGCAUAUGAUGCAGCAGAGAGAGCACAGAGAAAGGCGCAUGUGCGAGAGAUCAAGAGGAGAGAGGCGGAGGACCGAGCAGAAAAGGAUCGCCAGGCAGAGUUGCGUAGCUACAAGGGGCUCAUGAAUCAUGCAAAAAUGACAUCCAAUAAAGAUGCGCUGAAAGGGAAAAGUGUACAGGAGAUUGAGGAUGACUUUAUGUGAAAGAAAGCAGAGGAGGAGAGGGCGAAGUUGGAAGCUGAGCGUAGAAGGCAGUAACU
Messenger RNA from Chara braunii, 795 nucleotides. Lineage: Eukaryota; Viridiplantae; Streptophyta; Charophyceae; Charales; Characeae. The record is from the annotation of a GenBank genome assembly.